AGAAAGCAAAACUGAAAAGAAGAAGAAUAACAAGAUUACUAACAUCUUUAACAGAACCAAUCCACUUUUUUAAACAGCGGAGAGAGAUGUAUAUUGAGUCUGAUAACUUGGAAGUGGAUACGUACAAUCAAAAGAAAGCAGCCAUGGAUGGAUGAGGGUAGACAGUAACUUAGAAGUGGAGGGGACCAAACCCCAGCAGAGUAGUAGUCUUUAAAUAUCAUCGACGCACUUAACUUAGAACCCACUCUUUUUCAUUCCACAAGUCUAGUGACGAAGAAAACAAAGACCGAAAAUGUUAUCUAGGACUAAUCUUCAGAUUGCCCUCAAACUGUUGCUGAUCUUAAUAUCUGCUGUUUGGGUUUCUCUUUGGCUUCUCAAACCAACUGAAUUAUGGACAAAAUCAUGGCACAAAGCUGAAGAUAAUGCCCGAGAAACUGUUUUUGGAUACUACGGUCUCAAUUUUGUUGUUUACUCAUUACCUCUUAUUUCAAUGGCUAUAACCGGAUACUUAUACUUGUAUCUUUAUGCUAAAAAACCACGAGGUUUACGAAGAAGCAGGCAGAAAAAAAUGUCAAUUACAAAACUCUCCAACCCGUUUAUAAUUUCUAGACGUCUUGGGGUAAUAUCUCUCAGUGAGCUACUAGCAGCGAUGAUCUUUACCAUCUUUCUUCUAUGGACUAUGUAUGCCCACCUCUCCAAGGAUUUCAAGAAAAUGACGCCGGAAAAACUACUAAAGCUGAAUAUAUGGCAAUUUAGGCUCAUGAAGAUAGGGACCAGGUUUGGUUUGCUAGCAGAAGUAUGCCUAGCACUUCUUCUUCUGCCUGUCUUAAGAGGGAUGUCAUUAUUUCGGUUAUUCAGAAUCCAAUUUGAAGCGUCAGUUAGAUACCACAUCUAUCUUGGGACUGCUAUGAUAAUUUUCGCCACAUUGCAUGGUGCAAGCACCUUUUUCAUUUGGGGUGUUAAACAGCAAAUUCAAGAUGAGAUGUGGAAGUGGCAAAAAACAGGGCGGGUGUACCUUGCAGGUGAGCUCGGCCUUGUAACAGGAUUAGUAAUCUGGAUCACAUCUCUUCCUCAAAUAAGACGCAAGUGGUUCGAGAUUUUCUACUACACGCACCAUUUUUAUGCUGUCUUCCUAGUACUGUUCUUGUUUCAUACUGGAGAUCGGCACUUUUACAUGGUUUUCUCAGGGGUUCUCCUAUUUGGCCUAGACAAGCUCCUUCGAAUUACACAAUCAAGACCCCCAACGGGUGUAGUAUCAGCCCGCAUAUUCCCGUGCAAAGCUAUAGAACUCAGUCUAUCCAAAGACCCAAGAUUGAAGUACAGUCCCACAAGUUUAAUAUACCUAAAAGUACCUAGCAUCUCAAAGUUUCAAUGGCAUCCUUUUAGUAUAACUUCCAGCUCAAGUGUAGAUGAUGAGAGAAUUACCGUUAUUGUCAAAAGUGAUGGAUGGUGGACAAGUUCACUAUAUGACACAAUGGUUGCAGCAGUACACUCUGAUCCUUAUGAAGUUAAGUGUCUUCCUGUUCAUAUUGAAGGCCCUUAUGGGCCAGUUUGUACCGAUUUCCUAAGAUACGAAAGCCUACUUUUGGUAGCAGGAGGAAUCGGAAUAACUCCCCUUCUAAGCAUAUUGCGAGAACUAGCAUCUACUGAAAUUAAAAUGAAGAGUACUCUUCCCUCAAGAAUACAACUCAUAUAUGCCGUGAAGAAAUCAGAAGACAUCAGUCUGUUAAUCCCAGUUUCGGAUAUACUUCUAACCCAGCCCUUGGGCCAAACAAGUCUUGAAGUGAAGAUUUUCAUUACCCAGGACAACAGACCAAUUAAAACAGUGAGAGAAUUACUAAAUGAUCAAUCUACAGUGGAAAUAGUAAACUUUGAUUGGAAGGCUUUCGAUAAUACAGUCUCUGGAUCCGAAAAUUUACCAUGGUUUGCUGCACUGGCAGGAUUUUCAUCCAUCGUUUUCCUCGUAACACUUGUGUUCCUAAACCAUGCGUUUAUUCGCUCCAAUGUGAAAGGAUCAGAGAAGAAGAACCCAUCUUGGAUUACUGAUCUGCUUCUCAUUUGUUCAUUCCUUAUUGCUAUAAUCUGUGGUGCCUUAGCUACGGCCAUAGUGAAACGAAGAACACCAAAGAAAGAUCUUCCACUAGUUGCCAUGAGAAAAUGUGAUCAUAUGGAACUCGGUCCCACGGAACCAAAAGACAUUCUUGACAGUCAUGAAAUCCGUUGUGGAGAAAGACCCAACUUCGACGAUAUAUUCUCUCAAUUCCCAAACCGAACUGGUGACUCCAGUAUAGGUGUUUUCUUCUGCGGACCUGAGUCGAUGAGAGAAUCUGUUGCAUUAUCUUGCCGGAAAUAUUCACAAGGUUCCACCAUUGAUGGCAAAGGAAGGAAGCCUUUUUUCAGUUUCCAUUCACUGAAUUUCGCACUUUAGUUUUAGUUUCUCCUUUUGUAUUCAAGAAACUCCUAUUAAAAAACCAAAAUACUUCCACCCGAACCAGAAAGAAAAAGGACUCAUUUUAUUAGGAAGAUUUGGCAUGGACAUGCCAUAGUGUAUGUUAGUAUCUGUCUACUUUGGCGUAUAUAUAUACUAGAAUCGCCCGUGCCAUUAGGGUGCUGUUGCUAUGGCUAAUGCCUUCGUCGGUGUAUCGGGUCGAGUUAUUUUCAGCCACCAAACUUCUACUUUCUUUCAUUAACAUGUUACUAAAAUGGCUUCUCUAGCAAAGACAUGGUGCAAAUGUAAAUUAUAUUAUGAUUGUAAAAGAAAAAUUCUUGUUUUUCAA
This is a messenger RNA of Papaver somniferum (opium poppy), 2777 nucleotides long. Its product is annotated as ferric reduction oxidase 8, mitochondrial-like. Gene Ontology annotation, cellular component: plasma membrane. The transcript is spliced from 8 exons. The record is from RefSeq and is a predicted model, not a curated record. Gene Ontology annotation, molecular function: oxidoreductase activity. NCBI's taxonomy places the organism in Eukaryota, Viridiplantae, Streptophyta, Magnoliopsida, Ranunculales, Papaveraceae. The coding region runs from base 293 to 2428 and encodes 711 amino acids.